Messenger RNA from Sturnus vulgaris (Common starling), 2409 nucleotides. The record is from RefSeq and is a predicted model, not a curated record. Lineage: Eukaryota; Metazoa; Chordata; Aves; Passeriformes; Sturnidae.
AUCCCACUGGGAAUUCCCAUCCUGGCCUUGUCAAGCCAGCAGGGGUGGACAAAGAGGAGCAAACAGCCCCAUUCUUUGAAUUUCAUGGGAGUAUUUGUGUGCACAGUCACCAGGGCUGAGAAUACGAUGGGGGAGCUUGCAGACAGCGUUUUCAGAAAUGAUUAAUGGCCAGGAGACUCUGGAUCCGUUCUGAUAAGGACAAGGAGAUCCAUAUCAGGUACAGCAUCACUGGAGUGGGAGCUGACCAGCCACCCAUGGAGGUGUUCAACAUUGACCCCGUGUCGGGCAGGAUGUACGUGACCCGCCCCAUGGACAGGGAGGAAAGAGCUUCCUACCAUCUCCGGGCUCAUGCAGUGGACAUGAAUGGAAACAAGGUGGAGAAUCCCAUUGACCUUUACAUCUACGUGAUUGAUAUGAAUGACAACAGGCCAGAGUUCAUCAACCAAGUCUAUAAUGGAUCUGUUGAUGAAGGCUCUAAACCAGGGACCUACGUGAUGACGGUGACGGCGAACGACGCGGACGACGGCACCACGGCCAACGGGAUGGUGAGGUACAGGAUUGUCACCCAGACCCCACAGAGCCCCUCCCAAAACAUGUUCACUAUCAACAGCGAGACAGGGGACAUUGUCACCGUGGCUGCUGGGCUCGACAGGGAGAAAGUUCAGCAGUACAUAGUCAUUGUCCAAGCAACAGAUAUGGAAGGAAAUCUUAACUAUGGUCUCUCAAACACGGCCACAGCCAUCAUCACAGUGACAGAUGUGAAUGACAACCCCCCUGAAUUCACCACCAGCACUUACUCAGGGGAAGUGCCUGAGAACAGAGUGGAGGUUGUGGUGGCAAACCUGACGGUGAUGGACCGGGACCAGCCCCACUCUCCCAACUGGAACGCCAUCUACCGCAUCAUCAGCGGGGACCCCUCGGGCCACUUCACCAUCCGCACUGACCCCGUCACCAACGAGGGCAUGGUCACCGUGGUCAAGGCAGUCGAUUACGAGAUGAACAGAGCUUUCAUGCUGACAGUGAUGGUCUCAAACCAAGCUCCCCUGGCCAGUGGCAUCCAGAUGUCCUUCCAGUCGACAGCAGGAGUCACCAUUUCAGUCACAGACGUCAACGAGGCCCCGUAUUUCCCGACCAACCACAAGCUGAUCAGGCUGGAGGAAGGGGUGCCCACGGGGACGGUGCUGACGACGUUCUCGGCGGUGGAUCCCGAUCGCUUCAUGCAGCAGGCAGUAAGAUACUCUAAGCUGUCAGAUCCUGCAAACUGGCUGAACAUUAAUGCCACAAAUGGUCAGAUCACUACUGCUGCUGUCCUUGAUCGAGAGUCAGACUACAUUAAGAAUAAUGUCUACGAGGCCACAUUCUUGGCGGCUGACAACGGAAUUCCCCCUGCCAGCGGCACGGGCACUCUGCAGAUCUACCUGAUCGACAUCAACGACAACGCCCCGGAGCUGCUGCCCAAGGAGGCGCAGAUCUGCGAGAAGCCAAACCUCAAUGUCAUCAACAUCACGGCCGCCGACGCCGACAUCGAUCCCAACGUGGGGCCCUUCGUCUUCGAGCUGCCAAGUGUGCCAUCUGCAGUGAGGAAGAACUGGACCAUCACACGGCUCAAUGGGGACUACGCCCAGCUCAGCUUGCGGAUCAUGUACCUGGAAGCAGGAGUGUACGACGUGCCCAUCAUCGUGACAGACUCAGGAAACCCCCCCUUGUACAACACCUCUGUCAUCAAGGUGAAGGUGUGCCCGUGUGACGAGAAUGGUGACUGCACCACCAUCGGGGCUGUGGCUGCUGCAGGGCUGGGCACAGGGGCCAUCAUUGCCAUCCUGAUCUGCAUCAUUAUCCUACUGACCAUGGUCCUGCUCUUCGUGGUGUGGAUGAAGCGCCGGGAGAAGGAGCGCCACACCAAGCAGCUGCUCAUCGACCCCGAGGACGACGUCAGGGACAACAUCCUCAAGUACGACGAGGAGGGAGGUGGAGAGGAGGAUCAGGAUUACGAUUUAAGCCAGCUCCAGCAGCCAGAGACCAUGGACCACGUGCUGAACAAGACACCUGGAGUCAGAAGGGUGGAUGAAAGACCUAUUGGUGCUGAACCACAGUAUCCUAUAAGACCAGUAAUCCCACAUCCAGGGGAUAUUGGUGAUUUUAUUAAUGAGGGCCUUCGUGCAGCAGACAACGACCCCACGGCUCCCCCCUACGAUUCCCUGCUGGUGUUUGACUACGAGGGCAGCGGCUCCACCGCCGGCUCCGUCAGCUCCCUCAACUCCUCCAGCUCCGGGGACCAGGACUACGACUACCUGAACGACUGGGGGCCCAGGUUCAAGAAACUGGCAGACAUGUACGGGGGAGGAGAGGAAGAUUAAACUGACCUCAUCUUAUUAAAAAAAAAAAAAAAUUAAAAAAAAAAAAAAAAAA